CAGUCACGUGAUUGAAUCAAUACUGCAUAAACACGCAAAAACAUAUUUGUUUUGAGAAUUUACCGGCUGAUUCGGAAUGUUUUGGUUUUUAACGACACUUUUGCUAUUACCAACGAUUAUUUUGCCAUUGUUCUAUUGGUAAGUUCAAGUAUCGAUGAUGCAUCUUUAUAUAUUUUACGAGCCAUAAAUUAUUGGUAAGCGUUUAAUGGGCGAGAAGAACAAUAACAAUAACAAGAGAGAAAGAGAAUGAGUUCGAGGCAGGGAGAGAGAGAGAGAGAGAGAGAGAGAGAGAGAGAGAGAGAAAGAUUAUUUAUACUGGCAACUUUUCACACGGCUAGUUUGCUUCCUUCCUUCCUUCCCCUCCCUAGUUCCUUCAUCAACAGUUUAAAAUCAAUUGAUUUACCAACAACACAUUCAUUUCUCUCUUUUAUCUUCUACUCACUCCUCCUCUCCAUUACCAAAUUCUAUUCUUUUGAUCAUUGUAUUGUGCUAUUCUCUGCAAGCUUUCAGCCUCUCUUUCGCAGCCCGCUGUAGAUCGAUUAUACCUCUAUUUAGCCUAUACUUAAACUAGAUCACUAAAAAUAUUGAAUAGGUCACGUAAGAAGAAACUGGAAUUUUUUGCGAAUUUGGGUAUCCCAUCACCAGCUGCUAAUUGGCUACUUGGUAAUCUAAUCGAUUUUAAAGACACGAAUGUUCACUUGAAAUUGAUGGAAUGGGACAAAAAGCUGGGGAAGAUUUUCGGUAUUUACGAAGCAAGCGUUCCAGUAUUAGUAACGUCAGACCUGGAUUUAUUACAAGAAGUAUUUGUCAAUCAAUUUCACGCGUUUCAUGGAAGAAAGCGUUUCCCCGUCCAACCGGAUGUAAACGACUCGAAACGGUGCAGUAUCUUUAUAACAGUUGGCAACAGAUGGAAAAGAUUGCGAAAUAUCAUUUCACCUACGUUUUCAACCGCCAAAUUGAAAAAGAUGUGGCCGGCAUUGAAAGGCUGUACUAGUUUGUUUAUGUCGAAUGUCGAAAGAAACGUAAAGCGAAAUAAUAAUGGCAAGGACACUAAAGAAGACACUAUUAGGAAUACGCCUAUUUUUAAAGAUGGUUGCGAAGUGGAAGUCUACAGGUCUUUCUCUAUCUUUAGAGAAAAAUCCGUUGCUAACGUUACAAUUAUUCCAUUGAAUUUUCAUUUCAGUUUAUUACAAAAGUUCACUAUAGAUACGUUCUUUAAAUUGGCUAUGAGCGCCGAUGUUGGAGCUCAGGGCGAUAAGGAACUUCCCGUUCUAGAGGCAUGUAGAGAUACGUUCCGUCGAACUUCGGCCAAGCACAUGUCCUUUCUCCCAAAACUAGCCCUUAUAGUUCCGGAGGUUAAAGGAAUAUGCCGAUUCAUAUUUCAUAAUUCAAAGAGGCCGAACGAAGAUCUAAUGAAAGCGUUCAAUUCGAAUAUUGUUGAACAGAGACGUAAAUUGAUUGCGAAGGGUGAAAGUAAUCAUUUUACGGACAUGGUACAGUUGCUUAUUGACGCGGAACAACCUUUAAAUGAUAAAGAUUUACUGCUUGAAGAUGAGAAAAAAGGAUUUGGUAAAAGUUCAAAGGUUUUAUCUUCAAUGGAAGUGGUUAAUCAACUCGUGCUAUUUCUGCUCGCUGGCUACGAGACUAGUAGCACAACAAUGGCUUAUGCCUUCUACUUACUCGCCUUAAAUCCAAAAGUUCAAGCAAAAUUACAAGAAGAAGUCGAUAAACUGGACGAAGAAGAGGCUAACUUUGACACUGUUCAAGAAAUUCAAUAUUUAGAUUGGGUUAUAAAAGAAACACUUCGCCUUUAUCCCAUAGCUUCAAUGGUAACUGCCAGAAGGGCAAUGAAAGAUGUUGAAAUUAAUAAUGUCAAGAUACCGGAGGGAACGUCUGUUUUGGCCAAUGUAUGGUCAAUACAUUACAAUCCGGAUAUUUGGGGACCAACCGACCCAAAGGAAUUUUAUCCCAAUAGGUUCAAUGGUAAAGAAUUACAUCCAAUGGCCUGGCUGCCGUUCGGAGCUGGACCCCGAAUAUGCAUCGGAAUGAAAUUUGCCAUGAUGGAAAUGAAAUUCUUACUCUUUCAAUUCUUCAGAGCCUAUACUAUUUCAACAACUGAAAAUACUGAAAAUCCACUUACUCUAUCAGAUGGCGCUACAACAACUCCAACAAACGGCGUUCACCUGAAGAUAUCUGUUCGCCACUAGAAGUAGAAAUAUAUAAAGAAAUGUCGUUGAGUUGAACAGAAGUUAUUGAACCGACUGCACCUUUAACAAUUGAAUACGUAAUAUAUACGUAAUCAUUGUAAUUCAUGUUUUCUUUCAAUUAAACUAUAAUGAAUAGAGAAAUUAGGUUGAGGGUUAACACCCCUUCACCCCUUUCAAUACUCUAUACUGUAUAUAGCCACCGACCAAUUAGUGCUUUAAAUGCUCUCCUCCUUUAGAAUUUAAUAAAGAGAAUAUACAACAUAUUCUAUUAUAUUUAUCCUAUUUAUUAAACGAUACUCGUUCUCUUUUGGCAAAGGAAA
Messenger RNA from Dimorphilus gyrociliatus, 2527 nucleotides. The record is from the annotation of a GenBank genome assembly. Lineage: Eukaryota; Metazoa; Annelida; Polychaeta; Dinophilidae.